This is a messenger RNA of Thermochaetoides thermophila DSM 1495, 3459 nucleotides long. RefSeq names its product putative leucine-rich protein. Bases 1 to 3459 code for a protein of 1152 amino acids. Gene Ontology annotation, molecular function: protein binding. The transcript has 2 exons. Lineage: Eukaryota; Fungi; Ascomycota; Sordariomycetes; Sordariales; Chaetomiaceae. The record is from RefSeq and is a predicted model, not a curated record.
AUGGAGGCCGACGAGACGCACCAGAACAAGCCCUCGGGCAUCCCUCGCCCGUCCAAGAUUCCAGUGCAGACAUCUAGACUACCCGUGCCCGUGCAACGCGCGAACUCGAUCCGACAAUGGAAAUCUCGCGAGUCGCUGAUGGUCGAGGAGGAGCCGGCGCCGCAGAGCCCCCGUUUGCGGACGACCGUCUCUCAAGACCGUCUUGCGCCCUCGCCGACCGCGAGGUCCUCGACAACAAAUCGCACGCCGUCUGCGUCUUUCCCAACGCGGACACCAAACCGCGCGUCGGCUGGCUCGUCAAGCAACGUGCGCACCAGCUCGGCUACUACGCCUCAACCCAUGAGGCUAGUAAAGGGCCCAAUCGCACACAUGAGCUGCCAUGGCACUCGUCCGGGCCCUAACACAGCUUCUGCGGUGCGGCACCGUUCAUCCCAGCAGAGCCUUACUUCGCAAUUCUCGCCCAGACAAGACCACUUCCCAGCCGACGUGAUGGGAAGCUUGAACGACGUGCAUGAGGAGCCAGACCACGCCUCGAAGACAAGGUCACUCACCGAGAGAACCAUCGAGACGCUGUCCCGCCUGCCUUCUUCUCCGGCUAACAAGGGACGGCAUGCUCCAUCAUUCUACGAGACGGCGAUCACAGGAAGGAAAACUUCACGGCCCUCCAGCCGCGCUUCUACCCUCGGGUCCAGCCACAGAUCGGACGACCUCAGUGAUCUGUCUCUGCCUGGGAGCCGACCUACUUCAAGAGACGGUACGGAUGAUGGUACCAGCACAGUCAGAUCCCAUGCUUCGAGCUUCAAGAGCAGCCUGCCUACCUUCGAGGGCGCGCCGCUGCGUACCCGCAGAAGCGUCCAGUCCAUGUAUGUUCCUAAGACCUCUUCCACCGCGAGGUCCGUCCGUUCCUCCGUAUACGGUGCGCUACCUGCUAGGACAAGAUCGCCCAGCCCUGCCGCGACGGAGAUCCAUGUGCCCAAGUCCAGUUCAAGGGCGGCCACUGCUCGUCUGACAAAGAAGCCUUCUGUUCAGGGCCUGGCAAAGAAGUCAUCGUCCUCGACGCUGAAGGGGGAUGCGCCAAGAAAGGCAUCUAUCGCCUCGCGGGGGUCAUCUGCUCCAUCAGUCGAGGGCACAUCUACUUCCAUCUCCUCGAGUAGCACCUCCCUGACUGUUGACUCGGCCGAGCAAUCUGGCCCGGCGUAUAGGAAGACGUCGGCCGCGCUUCGCGAGCAGAUCGCCAAGGCCAAGGCAGCCAAGCGCGCUGCCCAGCAGAAGGAAGGCCAGAAUGGAGCAGGCGGCUUCCCGGCCGACUUUAACUUCGACCUUGUCACCGAUCCGUUUAACCAGCGUCGGGAUGACAAGUCGCAGGCUGCGGUUCUGAAGUCGCGGCUCGAGUCGGCCAGGACUAGCGGCAGGCUUAACAUUGCUGCUAUGGGACUGAAGGAGAUCCCGCGGGAUGUCCUCCAGAUGUAUAAUAUUGAGUAUAUUGGCCAGUCGGGGAGUGCUUGGGCUGAGAGCGUGGACCUCACGCGGUUUGUGGCCGCUGAUAAUGAGAUCGAGAUGAUCAGCGACGAGAUGUUCCCGGAUGUUGAUCCGCAGGAGUUGGCGGAGCAGGAGGAUAGUCAGGGGAAUAUUUUCGCUGGUUUGGAGACCUUGGAUCUGCAUGGCAAUAUCCUCGUGUCGCUGCCGAUGGGAUUGAGGAGGCUCUCUUUCUUGACGUCGCUGAACUUGUCCCUCAACCGCCUCGGCAACAACUGCUUGGAAGUGAUAUGCCAGAUCCCAUCCCUGAAAGACCUCAAGCUUGGCGGCAACCUCUUGUACGGACCGCUCGACCCAUGCUUCUCCAAGCUGGAGAACCUAGAGAACCUGGAUCUUCACGGCAACCAGCUCUCGGCGCUGCCGUCCAACUUCGGUAACCUGAGCCGCCUGCGUAUCCUGAACUUAAGCGAGAACUCCUUUGAGGAGUUGCCAUUUGACAUCCUCUCUCACCUGCCCCUGACUGAGCUGGUGGCUCGGAAGAACCAACUUCAUGGCACACUGAUCCAGGACUCGGUCGACGCCCUGCAGUCACUGCAGACCAUCGAUGUGUCGUCGAACCAGCUGACACACAUCUGCUCGCCCGGCAAGACGGUCGCGAUGCCAGCGCUGCACCAGUUCUGUGUAUCUAUGAACCGACUGCAGGCGCUGCCCGAUAUCAGCAGCUGGACGAAUCUGAUUACCCUCGCUGCUGAUGAGAAUAGCAUCAAUGCUAUCCCCGAGGGGUUCACCAAGCUCGAGAAGCUGAGGACAGUCGACUUCUCUAGCAACGAUAUCCGGAUCGUCCCGGCUGAGAUCGGGCGCAUGGAGAACCUUGCCAAUCUUAGGCUGAGCGGCAACCCAUUGCGCGAGAAGAAGUUCAGCUCGAUUAGCACGGAGGAGAUGAAGGAGAUCCUCGCGCAGCGGCUGGAGCCCGAUGAGACUGAGCACAUUCCGGAGCCCUCGUCGGCCAUUGAGGCUCCAGACGGGUAUUUCACUUGCCCUGAGCCGCAGGAGACUGAGCCGAAGAGGAAGGCUGUCCCGAAGCCCGUACCCGAGCCCGCUCCUCAGCGCGUUCCCCAAGUCAAGGCGCCUGCUCCAGUUCAUGCCCAGCAGGACAACCAUGACGACGAUAGCCGCUCCGAAAUGGAUCACUUUACCACUCCCCCAACAUCAGCCCCCGGCUCGCCGAUGUCGACCCGCUCCCAUCAGCAGCAACAUCGGCGCCAGCCCUCCAUCGAACCCUGGCCCGUCAAGCCCGGCGGCGUGCUCGACCGUUCCAACACACAAUCAGCCUCCCUGCAUCCCGUCAUCUGCUCUAAGCUGGCGGCAUCCCACAGAAUCGUGGAGGUCCACCUCCACCACAACCUCUUUACCUCUCUACCAGAGUCCCUGACCUUCUUCGCCGAAACUCUGACAGCUUUGUCCCUCUCGCAUAACCAACUCGUAGGCGAAUCCUACCUCACCACCGACACUCCCCUCGACCUCCCCGCUCUAUCAGAACUCAACCUCGCCCACAACCACAUCACUUCCCUUCAACCACUCCUCACAAACCUUCACGCGCCGACCCUCUCCAAGCUAGACGUCUCCUUCAACCGCAUCUCUGCCCUCCCCCCCGGCACAUCCCUCCGGGACGCCUUCCCCAACCUUACCGUCCUCCUCAUCUCCAAUAACCACCUCGUGGAUCUGGAACCGGACGCGAUCAAGGGACUCAGGGUGGUCGAUGCGGCGAAUAAUGAUAUCGCGCAUUUGAAUCCGAGGAUUGGCUUGUUGGGACGGCCGGCGGGGAAUUUGGAGCGGCUGGAGGUCAGUGGGAAUAGAUUUAGGGUGCCGAGGUGGAGUGUGCUGGAACGGGGGACGGAGGCGACGUUGAGGUGGUUGAGGGGUAGGGUGCCGGUUGCGGAGAUGGGGGCGUGGAGGGGAGAGGACGGAGAGGAGGAUGAAUGA